GCCGCGGGCAAGAUGGCGGCGGGCGGCGCGGCGGAGGCCCAGGCGCGGUUCGGGCACUCGGUGAAGGGGCUGCUGACCGAGAAGGUGACGAGCUGCGGCACCGACGUCAUCGCCCUCACCAAGCAGGUGCUGAAGGGCUCCCGCAGCGCCGAGCUCCUGGGGCAGGCUGCGAGGAACAUGGUGCUGCAGGAGGACGCCAUCCUGCACUCGGAGGACAGUCUAAGGAAAAUGGCCAUAAUAACCACUCACCUACAGUACCAGCAGGAAGCAAUUCAGAAGAAUGUUGAGCAGUCAUCGAACCUGCGGGACCAGCUGAGUCACUUGCUAAAAUGAAGCGUGGCUGAAGGCACGAGGACUUCUCGACUGGCACUGAGGGCAGCCAGGCAUCCUUUCCCCUCCGGGGCUCAGACGUGUGUCUGGACGGUGCUGGGUGCCAGCUGGGAUACGUGCAGAGCGCACAUUCCUGAACGUGUGGGCCCCUCUCACGCGGUCCCAUCCACGUCUCUGUCUCCAGAACGCUCUCCUGCUUCCCCACCUGUUACUGAAACAAACUUAGCAGAAAGUUCACUUCCCCCAACAAUCCCUGUGUUCGCUUACUUCCCGUGUGUCACAUGAGAUGGUCGUCUGUCCAAUGUUUUUCACAGCCAGAGUGGGAUGGUUUUAUUUCCCAUCUAAGCUCUGCUCCGUUAGCAUUCAUCUCCUGUAAGAUGACAGAAUAGUGCUGCUCGUGCCUGCCAACAACCAGCAAUCACAGAGCAAGAGUUUUCAUACAAAGUAGCUCCCCCCCUCCCAAUAAAUGUACGAAUUAGAGAUGUGGGUUUUAAAUACAGGUGCCUGGAGUUUGA
This is a messenger RNA of Cygnus olor (mute swan), 845 nucleotides long. RefSeq names its product BLOC-1 related complex subunit 7 (gene BORCS7). Lineage: Eukaryota; Metazoa; Chordata; Aves; Anseriformes; Anatidae. The transcript is spliced from 5 exons. The record is from RefSeq and is a predicted model, not a curated record. Gene Ontology annotation, cellular component: BORC complex. The coding region runs from base 13 to 333 and encodes 106 amino acids.